CAGGGCAGAUCUGAUAACAUGUUGAUAGGACACACGCACGGCGCUGUCGCCCAGCAGAGUGGUUGAAACGCGUUUGUGUGUAACAGUUGUGAAACCGCCGUGCUCGCCUCAGAAAGCGCAGCCAUGGCCGACAAAACGCCGCCUCAGAAGUCCAAUGCUCCAUACGCAACCAGGAUAGAUCCGACCAAAGAGGGUCUUUCUCAAGAACAGAUUAAUUUCGUCAGACAGGUGGAGGUGGAACAGUGGAAGAAGAGAGCGUCGAAGCUGCGGACACGAAACGUGGUGACGGGACUCGCCAUCGGAGCGCUCGUGCUGGGAAUCUACGGCUACACGUUUUACUCAGUCUCCCAGGAGCGGAUCAUGGAUGAGAUCGACGAGGAGGCUAAGCGUGCGAGGCUGCAGGGACCAAAAACUGGUGCCAACUGAGGCUGAAGUGUCGUCUGUCUGUUGUUGAACUUUGUGUCAAUGAGGAAGAGGACUUAUGAUGCCACUGAUCAUAUUCCAUGGCCGACUGCUGUAUUUUUAUUUUUUUUUUUGUAAUGUCGAGACAGAUCUGGACUUUGUCUCGAUUUGAGGGUAAAACUAAGUGUGUUGUAGUUUCACAGAAGUUUCCUGUCAGUGGAAAGGACCCAUCCGCUGACCUCUACAUGACCUUACAAGCUACACUGUAGCAUAGUCAGCACCUUCUACCUGAAGAUGCCAGCAUCGAUUAUGUAAUGCAUAUGAAGAGUGAACAGAACAUAGAAAUAGCAGUCAGCUAAUGACUUAAAUCUACAGUGGCCUUCAGCAAUAGAGAAUGCCAGUGACACAGCAGAAAUAUUAUUUAUGUUGAUAAAAUUAUGAUUUGUGAAAUAAAAGCCUCCUGUAUUAGAUUUACA
Archocentrus centrarchus (flier cichlid) is the source of this 878-nucleotide messenger RNA. It is a transcript of the gene coa3a, whose product is annotated as cytochrome C oxidase assembly factor 3a. Bases 124 to 426 code for a protein of 100 amino acids. Gene Ontology annotation, biological process: mitochondrial respiratory chain complex IV assembly. Gene Ontology annotation, cellular component: mitochondrial inner membrane. The transcript is spliced from 2 exons. NCBI's taxonomy places the organism in Eukaryota, Metazoa, Chordata, Actinopteri, Cichliformes, Cichlidae. The record is from RefSeq and is a predicted model, not a curated record.